CCUUCCAGCUGCGCUGUGGCUCUGGGGUCGACUCACUAACAGAAAUGAGUGGAAAUGAGUACCAGGAAUCCUCUUGGGAGUAAAUGGCGGUCUGCACAUAAAGCCAAAAGUCUCAACCAUCUGUGAGCCUAUUGUCUAAAAAAUGUGAGAACCUUGACGUAUCACAAUCCCUGUGGUCAUCCACGGCCUGUUACAGGGAUAGCUUUACCUUAUUGGCCUACUCCAUCACAGCUCAUAGUACCGUGGUGCCAUGACUCUUAGCAAUGGUGGCAGUGGCAGUCAUACCGAGGAGGUUAACAGGAGUGUUGACACGUCUGGUCUCUAUUCCAGUCUCGGCCGGGAUUCUAGUCUUUUUUCUGUUCUUCCAGAGAUGGAACGCUGGUCAGGUAAAGUAGCCAUAGUGACUGGUGCCAGUGCCGGGAUUGGGGCUGCAAUCUCUCAGAGUUUGGUUAAACAUGGUCUACAAGUGGUUGGUAUAGCUAGACGCAGCCGCAGACUGGAGGAAUUUUCUGCUGAAUUGAGUACCGCACCAGGCAAGCUACAUCCGCUAAAAUGUGACAUUACAAAGGAGAAUGACAUCAUAUCUUCCUUUGCCUGGGUCAAAGAAAAUCUUGGAGGUGUAGAUAUUCUCAUCAACAAUGCUGGCGUCUUCAAUGAAAUUCUAUUGCACGACUUCAGAACAGAAGAAUGGUUGCAAAUGUUGAAUGUAAACAUUGUGGGAUUGACUCUCUGCACCAGGGAAGCUGUAAGAUCGAUGAGAGAACGUGGCGUCAACGAAGGCCAUAUAGUGUACAUAAGCAGCUUUCUGGGACGCACUAUAUCAAAUAAUCCUGGAUUCAACAUGUAUGCAGCUACGAAACACACAGUUACCACUUUGGCAGAAAGCCUCAGAAGAGAAUUAGUACAACUGGAAGCACAAAUUAAGGUUUCUAAUAUCAGUCCAGGAAUUGUCAGGACAGAGAUGCUGUCUUCUGGUAUUACGAGGACCAUAGGCCCUGACAUAUAUGAUAAAGUGGCCUGUUUAGAUCCUAAAGAUGUUUCGGAUGCUGUUAUCUAUGUCCUUGGAACACCCCCGCAUAUCCAGAUACAAGAACUGACUCUCCUGGCAGUAGGACAAGAAUCGUAAAGUCUUUCAAAAUAGAAGUGGUUCUCCGUGCUCUUGGCAACGCUUACCUUUACUAUGUACCUACCUGAGGGGCAACCCAAAGUGAAUGAUGGGAAGGACGCCCAUCGACGUGCACUGGGUAAGUCUGCCCUUAUAUUUUCUUAGACUUAGUAAAUUCCACAAGAGAAAUACUGAAAUGCAAGGCAUAUGUAGAAUUAAUUAAAUGUGAGGAUAUAAAUUUUUGACAGAAACAAAUAUCUCUCAGUCUUUAAUAAUUUCCAAAAUAUUGUGAUGUGUUAUAUGUCGUCCAUCACCAAGCAACGGCUGAAGUGGGGGCCUGGCAGUUGGCAGUGGGUUUCCAUGGUUGCAGUGAGUGCGUGGAGCUGUGGGCUGUUGCCUGGGAGUGCCUGGGACAACAAACGUGUUUCCUCGGAGAUGAAAGGAAACAAAUUGUUUGAAGCAUUGAAUGACAACAGAAGGUUCAAUGAGUAGCAACAGCCGAGGUUAUAAAAGCCCACCUUCGAAAAGAGACCAGUCACCCCGUGUGGAGGCAGGGUCGAAUACCUCCACUGUGACCCUGCAAGUUGUAGGAGGCAAUGAAAAGGGAAG
Molecule: messenger RNA, 1714 nt
Organism: Cryptotermes secundus
Lineage: Eukaryota; Metazoa; Arthropoda; Insecta; Blattodea; Kalotermitidae
Product: farnesol dehydrogenase
Exons: 8
Coding region: 251-1126 (291 amino acids)
Source: RefSeq, a predicted model, not a curated record